UAUUUUCCUCGGACAUAUAAUCUAUUCGUCUUCUCAUCUCAUCUCACACACCUAUUUUUUCACUCUGUCACCAUGAAAUCUCCAACGAAACAAGACUUUAUAGAUGAAAAUCAAGAAACCAAAUUUCAGAGAAAAAUAAAAGUAAAAAUCUCAGACCCAUAUGCUACAGAAUCAUCUUCAGAUGAUGAACAAGAAAAAAAACCCAAGUUCAUUGUUCAUGAGAUUCUUCAAGAAAAGCUAAAAAUGCAACCUUUAAAUUUUGACCAGUUUUCUGGAAAAUUGCCUCCUAUGGUUAGAAAGAGAAAAUCAGGAAAAUUUGUUACUGAAAUUAAAGACCCAUUUACCAAGAAAAGGAUUUGGUUGGGUACUUUUAAUACUGCUGAAGAAGCUUCUCAUGUUUAUCAAUCCAAGAAACUUGAGUUUGAGGAAAAAAUGAAGAUGGCUAAAAGUGUAAUAGCGAAAAAGGCUAUUUCUGCAAAAUCUGAAAUUGGGUCUUCUUCUAGUGAUCCUCCAUUAAUGGUUGAUUCAUCAAAGGUAAAGACUCGAUUUUCACUCAAAAGUGAGUUUGAGGAAAAAAUGAAAUUGGCUAAAAAUGCAGAAGUGAAAAAGGCUACUUCUGCAAAAGCUGGGUCUUGUUCUGGUGAUUUGUCAUUAAUGGUUGAUUCUCAGAAGUCUGAUUCAUUCAAAAAAAGAAAGUCUUUAAGUUUUGAUCACUUUUCUGAAAAAUUGCCUCCUAUGGUUAGAAAGAGAAAAUCAGGAAAAUUUGUUACUGAAAUUAAAGACCCAUUUACCAAGAAAAGAAUUUGGUUGGGUACUUUUAAUACUGCUGAAGAAGCUUCUCAAGUUUAUCAAUCUAAGAAAUUUGAGUUUGAGGAGAAGUUGAAGAAGGCCAAAAAUGCAAAAGUGAAAAAGGCUAUUUCUGCAAAAUCUGAACUUGGUUCUUCCUCUAGUCAUCCACCAUUAAUGGUUGAUUCUCAGAAUUUAGAUUCAUCGAAUGAGUUUGAUGAGCAAUUGGAGAAGGCUAAAAAUGAAAAAGUCAAAGAGGCUAUUUCUGCAAAAUCUGAUUUUGGGUCGUCUUCUAGUGAACCUGCAUUAAUGGUUAAUUCUCAGACCUCGGAUUCAUCAAAUGGAGUUGAGGAAAAAGAUGGGCUAAAAAGUGAAGACGAACUAUGGAUGGGACAUUGGGUGCAAAUUUCAGAGGAUAAAGAGGUUAAAUUUUCAAUGAAAUUGGGGGUUCCAGUUGUUGAUAAUUAUGGGUUUUUGUUAGGUGAAUUUAGCAAAUUGGAUGAUCUUAGUAUUUCUGUUUGAGAUAACUAUAGUUCCAUUAUUUACUCAUGUUUUUAAAACUUGCAGCAAGUUUAGAUAUUUAGGCCUAUUUGUGAAUAUGUCAGUAGCAAUUGCAAGUCAAUGAAUAGCUUGUGAAGGAAUAAGUGUUUAUGAGAUUGAGGAAAUUAAAAAGAGUUAUUGCUUGCUCAUAUAUUAUGGAUUCUCUUAUUGAUGGUUAAAACUUAUGUUUCAUGA
Molecule: messenger RNA, 1521 nt
Organism: Lycium ferocissimum
Lineage: Eukaryota; Viridiplantae; Streptophyta; Magnoliopsida; Solanales; Solanaceae
Product: ethylene-responsive transcription factor ERF034-like
Exons: 1
Coding region: 73-1308 (411 amino acids)
Biological process (GO): regulation of DNA-templated transcription
Molecular function (GO): DNA-binding transcription factor activity; DNA binding
Source: RefSeq, a predicted model, not a curated record